Molecule: messenger RNA, 4422 nt
Organism: Phlebotomus argentipes
Lineage: Eukaryota; Metazoa; Arthropoda; Insecta; Diptera; Psychodidae
Gene: wde
Product: activating transcription factor 7-interacting protein 1
Exons: 7
Coding region: 118-4008 (1296 amino acids)
Biological process (GO): regulation of DNA-templated transcription
Cellular component (GO): nucleus; transcription regulator complex
Molecular function (GO): transcription coregulator activity; protein binding
Source: RefSeq, a predicted model, not a curated record
GUCGGCGAGUGUUGCCAUAUCGCCCAGGAUACCCGAGCGCAGCGACACCACACACUCAGUAAUCAAGGCGUGGGGUUCGGUUGAGUGAGGCUGUUCUGCGAGCGCGAAAAGGGCAAAAUGAUGUCAACGCUCGAGGCGUCGCAAGACAUUCGAUCACUGUCAGACGAUGUGAGAGACAUGGUAGAACCGGCCUUUCCGCUGGAGAAGCACAAGGACUUCAAGGACUCGACAGAGAUGCCUGCACAAGAUCUAUCAGAAGAUUCCAAUUUGAAUACGCCGAAAAGCUCCGAAAGUCCUGUUGAGGCUCAUGGGGAUGCAGAAACUUUACAAGAUGCGAAAGCAGAUGAGGAGGUGCUCAGUAAAGAAGUGAUUUCAGUUGAAGAGAUUGAAAGUGACUCUGAAAGUGGAAAAAUCGGCAUAAAUGCUGUUGUUGAGGAACCGGAAAAGUGCGAAGAAAAGUGUGAAAGUUCACAGAAAGAUGCGGUAGAGUUGAUCAGUAAUGGCAGUGGCCAAGAAUGUGAGCGCAUUGAUUCGCCGAAGAGUGACAAUGAGGGUAACUUUGAGGAGAACAGUCAGGAUGUGAAUUGUGGUAAUGAAGAGGAUUCCAAGGAAGCUUCAGAUGUGCUCGAAGUGGCUGAGGAAGAAAUGCAUGAAGUAAAGACUGUUGAUCCUGAAGAUAUUGACUUGGGGUGCAACGAUGUGGUCCAGACAUCUGAUGAGAAUGCUGCAACAAAAAUGUCUGACACUGAAGAUAUAAUUGAUCUUGAUGAUAUGCUCAAGGAAAUCGGGGUUGAUAAUCCGGAGCAGAAUUUAGAGGCGAAGCAAGAGGAUUCCAAGUCAGAAAGCGAGAGUCCAGAGAAGCCUGAGCAGGAAAUCGAAGAAGAUGAUGAAGUCAUGAUGAUGGAACUCGAUGAAGAUGCGCUUGAAGAUAAAGAGACAGAGGAUAAAGCCGAAGAAGCACGUCCAGAAAGCAAGGGAGACAAGACUUCUGAUGAGCCUUUUGAAGAGACUGACAUACUGAAGGAAUGCGAUGAACUACUCAAAUCCUUUUCCGAUGAGAAACCUUCAGAUCACGUGCCCUCAAUUGCUAUCGAUGAGGAUACUUCAGACUUGCUGGAGAAGAAAACCGAGGCUGAGAGUGAAGUCCAGGAUAAGGAUGACUCAUUGAAGUUAGUAAUUGAUGAGGAAAAUAUGACUGAUGAGCCAGAAGAUAAAGCUGAAACUCCUAAAGCAGACAGCAAAGUGGAUGAAUCUGUAGCAGAAAAUGGAGAUGAAACCUCGAAAGUCGAUAUGCAGACAGCGGAGGAAACAGGUUCCAAGGAUUUAGCCAAUAACAGUGAUGAUAUUUUAAUAAUUGACGACGAGCCUGAAGCUUCUGCGGAGACAGAGAAGGUGGACCAAGAGGAGACCAAGGCGAAGGACAGCGAGGAGAAGGAUGAGAAGAAGGAAGAAGAGAUUCUCAAGCCAACAGAGAUGGACAUUGACGAGGACUCGAGCCCUCAGCAGGAGUCAAAGGACGGUGAACCAAAGAAUCCUCCGUCGCAAGAGCCCAUCGCGAUCGAUGAUGACGACUUGUCAAUGGAUGAAAAGGAUGGGUCGAUGGACAAGCUAAUAAGUGAAUCAGUGGGUAAAAAGCGUUCCUCGGUCUCGUCAGAUUACGAAGAGCGAUCGAAGCGCAUGAAGUUGUCUGAUGAUUCUGAGAAAGACACCGACACAAACAGCCAGAGUUCUAUUCCCAGCAAGAAGGACGUUGAUGCGAUGGACAGCACGAGUAGGCAGAGUGAGACCAGUGGAGAUUCGCUGAAGAUGACCCUGAAGCUGCGUGGGCUGGAGAAACUGAAAGAGAAUCUGGAGGUGGAGAAGAUUUCGCAGGCGGAGAAGGAUGUAGGCAGUUUGCUCACACCGCUGCCCAAGAAGACCUCCAUGGAGUUCAUGACGCGCUUCAAGAAGCCCUUCCAGGAUAUGUCGCACGCUGAUUUGGAGGACUUUGUGCUGCAGAAGAUCGCAGAGCAGAUCACGCAUAAGUCCGAGUACAGUGAAUUGAGGAAGAAGGUGGAGAAGCAGGAGGAGCUUAUUUCUCUGUACAGGACAAAACUGACGGAAUUGAGCAAGAAUUUCCACGAUCUCGAGGUUGUGUACAAGCGUGUUCAGCAGGAUUUGGACAACAGGAACGCAGGAUAUGUGCAGAUACCGAAGAUCACGCGUGCCGUGGGACUUCAGGUAUCUGUGUCGAAUCACCGCAAGCAGCUUGGACUCAGCACUUCACACAACGAAGCCAGGCAGUCAGCGCAGGAGGCGACAAGGAAGAUGAAGCCCGUGCAGCGAUUUACGCCAAUGCGGCCGCCGAUGACGGAGGCGGAGCAACGAAAUCUGGAGUCGCAGGAGCAGAGGCAGCGCCAAGAGUUGCAGCAGCAAGUGCAGCAGAAACUGGCACUGAAUGCAGCCAACAUCUCCGGAGGAACAACAACUAUUGCGCAAAGGCAGGAAAGAAAUUCCCAGAAUAUGUCGGAUUUUAUAUGUGAAAAUGAGACGAAAGAAAAAUCUCGCAAAAUUCCUGUCAUGCGAAAAACAACCUGGUUCAAUCGGGUACUCAGAAAGGUCCAUCAAAAAUAUAUAGAUAAAAAAAUGAGGAACAAAGCGAUUAAAAACUGGAUUUCUAAGAGUAAGACAAAUGGAUGGAUGCCUCUAACUGAAAGGAAUUCAAAUAUUGUAGUGCUGAAGCACACUCCGAAGCCGCCGCCUGUGAAAAUCAUACAGCCUCAGCCGUAUGUUGUGAAGCGAACAGCCGUGCGGACGUCCACCAUCACUUCGACAGUGGUCACGAAGACAGUCUCGCCGGCUGGCAUUCAGCAGCGUGUCGUCCUGUCGCCCAGCGUGUCCGCGCAUUCACAACAAUCACCGACGGCGCACAAGGUGCCAGUGCAGUCGCAGCAGAGGAGCCCCACUAUUGCGACACCGGCGAAGAAGCAGCAAGUUGUUGUGGAUCUGACGGAUGAGGAUGAUAGCAAGGCGAAGGUGAAAAUUCCGACAACGCAGUCACUCCUGAAUGGUGGCAUUCCCGCUCUUGUAGCCAUCCCGAGCAGUUCCAGCAACAGUAAGACGCCGCCCACCAAGUACGUGAUGGUGCAGCAGAUGGCAGCGACCAACGGACAGCUCUCCAAAACCAUGCCGCUUAAGUAUGGUAAUAGGAUCAAAAAUUUCGCUCCGGAAUACACUGAGUCUCCGAAGAAGAUCCGUGGCUUUAAUGUAAAUACGAAACAACGGAUUAUUUAUGUGGAUUUUUACACAGACAACAGAGACGCCCUGGAUCCGGAGUCUGUUCAUUACGAGAGUAAAUGGGAAAAGUUAAGUGAACAGUUGAACAAUGCUGGACCACCGCGAAAGGAUAUGUAUGAGUGGAUGGGAAACUUUCGGAAUUGGAUUUAUCAAUUGCAUUACAAGAAAAAGAACUUCGAACAAAAGUUGACCAAUCUGGAGAAGAGAGCGCUUGAUAUCAAAGUUGAAGAUCGUCCAUUUAAUGCUGUUGAAGAAGAUGAAUCUUUGUGGGGUGCUUUUGGAUCAUCAAGUCCACCUCAGUUUGAUCCAGUUUGGAAUUACCCUUCACACAUGCAAAAGAGGACGCAAUCACAGACUGUUAAUAUUGUUCCUUUGGAUAAUAAUUCAAAGAUCCGCGGUUUAAAUGUGACAAUGGUGCAGCGCAAUGUCUUCGUGGAUUUUUGCACUACUAACAUCGCCGUUAUGGAUCCUACUUCUACUGAUUACCAGAGCAAAUGGGAGGAAUUGUGCCGUCUUCUGGACGAUGCUGGACCGCCGCAAAAGGAGAUCGAUGAGUGGAUAGAGAAUUUCCGCAAUUGGAUUUACCAAUUGCGUCGCAAGAAAAAGAUGCACGACAAGUACGAUGGACCGCCGAUGACCACUCUGGAGAUAACGGCACUCGCUCUGCAUGAUUCUAUCGGGAUAGCUCCGUAUACUCGGCGACAUCUAAGUGCGACAGAGCAGGAAUUCUAAACACUUUGAGUGACUGAAUUGUUGGUUUGUUUUAGAACCAUUUGACAUAGUGAGAGAAUGAAAAGUUAUUCUAAACUAUUGUAUAUUUUAGUGAAUAAAGAACUUCUUAGUAUUCAACAGCAUUUAAGGAAGUUCGAUGCAAUUAAACUACCUUUUAGUUGAUGAAUUUUAAUUUAUUUUCUUGAUGUGAAAGAUUGAGUUUCUUCUCCACCUUAAACCACAAGUUUCCUCGCAAUUUACCGAGUUUGCGAAAUGACGAUCUAAUAAUUAUAAUAAAUGUGGGUUAAUCUUGCCAAUAAUUUUGAUCUUAAUGUCAGAAUUGAGAUUAUACCUCCAGACCAGAAGAAGGUAGGAACAAUUAAGGAUGCAGAAAUACUUCGAGAUCUUAAAGAAUUCUUUUAAUCUUUUAUCAGU